AUGUGUUCCAUUUGGUUCUCAUCUUUCUUCUCGUGCAUCUUCCUCUUGCUCUCCCUCCUAUCAACAAGCAAUCCACGCUUCGCGGUCGGAGCCAACCAACUAAACCGUGAUGCAUUCCCCGAGGGCUUUGUCUUUGGUACUGCAGCCUCCGCCUACCAAGUCGAGGGUAUGGCGCUCGAGGGCGGCAGGGGACCGUGCAUAUGGGAUGCAUUCGUUAGGGUUCCGGGUAUAAUUCCCAACAAUGCCACUGCUGAUGUAUCAGUUGAUGAAUAUCAUCACUACAAGGAAGAUGUCGACAUCAUGAAGAAGUUCAACUUUGAUGCAUAUCGGUUCUCCAUCUCCUGGAGCAGGAUUUUUCCAAAUGGAACUGGAGAGAUUAAUUGGCAAGGCGUAGACUAUUAUGACCGGCUAAUCGACUACUUGAUACUGCAAGGCAUUACUCCCUAUGCAAAUCUCUAUCACUACGAUCUUCCAUUGGCACUUCAUAAAGAGUACCUGGGUUGGGUGAGCCCCAAGAUCGUGGAUGCAUUUGCCAACUAUGCAGACUUCUGCUUUGAGAGGUAUGGAGAUAGAGUCAAGAACUGGUUCACAUUCAAUGAGCCCAGGGUGGUGUCGGCUCUUGGUUAUGACAACGGCCUUCAUGCCCCUGGAAGAUGUACCGACUGUAAAGUCGGAGGAAACUCAACCACAGAGCCUUACAUCGUCACUCAUAAUAUCAUCUUAUCACAUGCAGCCGCAGUGAAGAGAUAUCGCGAAAAGUAUCAGGUAGAUCAGAAAGGCAAAAUUGGUAUUAUUUUGGAUUUUGUUUGGUACGAGCCUCAUACGCACUCAGCAAAUGACGAAGCUGCGGCCCAGAGAGCCAGGGAUUUCCACCUUGGAUGGUUUCUUCACCCUCUAACAUAUGGAUACUAUCCAAAAUCAAUUCAAGAAAUUGUCAAGGACAGGCUUCCUAAAUUCACCGAUGAUCAAGUGAAGAUGGUGAAAGGUUCAUAUGAUUAUGUUGGUGUCAACCAAUACACAGCUUACUACAUGAAGGAUAAUGGAGUCACCAAUCCCAAACCUGUCAGCUACCAAGACGACUGGCACGUCGAAUUCAAAUAUGACCAAGAUGGUGUCCCUAUUGGACCACGGGCCAACUCCUACUGGCUCUACAUAGUUCCAUGGGGAAUGUACAAAGCUGUGACCUAUGUCAAGGAAAAUUAUGGCGAUCCAAUCAUCAUCCUCGCAGAAAAUGGAAUGGAUCAGCCAGGCAAUGUCACUCUACCAGAAGGUUUGCGGGACGCAGAGAGGAUCAACUACUUCAAGAGCUACAUCACUGAGCUGAAGAGGGCGAUCGAUGAUGGUGCGACGGUGAUCGGAUACUUUGCAUGGUCUCUCCUCGAUAACUUCGAGUGGAGGAUAGGUUACACUUCGAGGUUUGGUCUGGUUUACGUGGACUUUAAGACCAACAUACGGUACCCAAAGCAAUCAGCCUACUGGUUCAAGAACAUGCUGAAGAGGUAG
This is a messenger RNA of Musa acuminata subsp. malaccensis (wild Malaysian banana), 1503 nucleotides long. RefSeq names its product beta-glucosidase 26-like. Gene Ontology annotation, biological process: carbohydrate metabolic process. Gene Ontology annotation, molecular function: beta-glucosidase activity. The record is from RefSeq and is a predicted model, not a curated record. Lineage: Eukaryota; Viridiplantae; Streptophyta; Magnoliopsida; Zingiberales; Musaceae.